Molecule: messenger RNA, 913 nt
Organism: Hibiscus syriacus
Lineage: Eukaryota; Viridiplantae; Streptophyta; Magnoliopsida; Malvales; Malvaceae
Product: xyloglucan endotransglucosylase/hydrolase protein 22-like
Exons: 3
Coding region: 4-870 (288 amino acids)
Biological process (GO): cell wall biogenesis; xyloglucan metabolic process
Cellular component (GO): apoplast; cell wall
Molecular function (GO): xyloglucan:xyloglucosyl transferase activity; hydrolase activity, hydrolyzing O-glycosyl compounds
Source: RefSeq, a predicted model, not a curated record
AAAAUGGCUGCAUUUCGUUCUCCAUCGACCGGGAUGGUUUUAUUGUUGCUCAUGAGUUUGUUGGUAGCUGCCUUUGCUGACGGAAACUUUUACCAAAGUUGCGACGUGGUUUGGGGACAUGGCAGCCAUGGCAUGAUUCAGGAAGGUGGCGAGCUGCUUUCUUUGUCUCUGGACAAAACCUCUGGUUCUGGAUUCCAAUCCAAGGAUGAAUAUCUAUUUGGAAAGAUCGAGAUGCAACUCAAGCUUGUCCCUGGCAAUUCUGCUGGCACAGUAACCGCAUAUUAUUUAUCCUCGAAAGGUGAAACUUGGGAUGAGAUAGAUUUUGAAUUCUUGGGGAACUUAAGCGGACAUCCUUACAUUCUCCAUACUAAUGUAUUCAGCCAAGGCAAGGGCAAGAGAGAGCAACAAUUCUACCUAUGGUUUGACCCCACUGCAGAUUUCCACACUUAUUCCAUCCUUUGGAACCCCCAGCGAAUUGUAUUCUAUGUGGAUAACAUCCCCAUCAGAGAAUUCAAGAACCUAGAGUUCCUGGGUGUUCCAUUUCCCAAGAAUAAAAAAAUGCGGUUGUACUCUACGCUUUGGAAUGCCGAUGACUGGGCAACUAGAGGUGGACUUGAGAAGACAGAUUGGAGUCAAGCCCCCUUUAAGGCUUCCUAUAAGAAAUUCAAGGCCGAUGCCUGUGUUUGGUCAUAUGGUUCAUCUCAUUGCAGCCCAAACAAAAACGUCUGGUUUUGGGAAGAGCUUAACUUUGCCAAGAAAGGACAGAUGAGAUGGGUGCGGGAUAAUUACAUGAUCUAUGAUUACUGCACAGACACAAAGAGAUUCCCCCAAGGCCUUCCCACUGAAUGUGCCUUCUCCAACCUAUUCUAAAACCAUCACCCAUCUUCAUUUAAAUUGCAUCUUACUACUACUA